Capsicum annuum is the source of this 1785-nucleotide messenger RNA. RefSeq names its product gibberellin 2-beta-dioxygenase 1. Gene Ontology annotation, biological process: gibberellin catabolic process; response to light stimulus. The record is from RefSeq and is a predicted model, not a curated record. Lineage: Eukaryota; Viridiplantae; Streptophyta; Magnoliopsida; Solanales; Solanaceae. Bases 184 to 1197 code for a protein of 337 amino acids. The transcript is spliced from 3 exons.
ACUUCUUCAUAUAUAUAUCUUAGUUACCUCACCCCACCACCCCACACACCCCUCCAACACCACUUCUUCAUAUAUUUCUUAGUUACCUCACCCCUCACCCCCUCACCCCACCACCCCCACCAACACCAACUUCUUCAUAUAUUUCUUAGUUACCUCAGCCCCCAACCCCCCAACACUUCCACCAUGGUAGUCUUGUCUAUGCCAGCAACAAAUGACCAAUUCUCCAUAAUCAAGAAUUCAUGUAAAUCCCCUCCAUCAUAUUUCCCUAGUAAUAUUCCAUUAAUUGACCUAUCAAAACCAGACAUAAAGAACCAACUAGUUAAAGCUUGUGAAGAAUUUGGUUUCUUCAAAGUCAUUAACCAUGGUGUCCCUAUUGAAUUUAUUAACAAACUUGAAUUACAAGCCAUUAAAUUCUUCUCAUCACCAUUGUCACAAAAGGAAAAAACUGGUCCUCCUGACCCUUUUGGUUAUGGUAACAAGACAAUUGGACCUAAUGGUGAUGUUGGUUGGGUUGAAUACAUUCUUUUGUCAACAAAUUCUGAAUUCAAUUACCAAAAAUUUGCAUCUAUUUUGGGUGUUAAUCCACAAGAUAUAAGAUGUGCUGUGAAUGAUUAUGUAUCAUCAAUGAAGAAAAUGGCUUGUGAGAUACUUGAAAUGUUAGCAGAAGGAUUGAAAAUUCAUCCAAAGAAUGUAUUUAGUAAACUAAUAAUGGAUGAAAAAAGUGAUUCACUAUUUAGGAUAAAUCACUACCCACCAUAUUGUAGUGAUGAAAUUCAAGAAUUCAAUGGAAGAAAUUUGAUUGGAUUUGGUGAACAUACUGAUCCACAAAUCAUUUCUUUAUUGAGAUCCAAUAACACUUGUGGACUUCAAAUUUCACUUGUUGAUGGACAUUGGAUUUCUGUUCCACCUGAUCAAAAUUCUUUCUUUAUCAAUGUUGGUGAUUCAUUACAGGUGAUGACAAAUGGGAGGUUUAAGAGUGUAAAGCAUAGGGUAUUGGCCAAUAAUGUAAAAUCAAGAUUAUCAAUGAUUUAUUUUGGAGGACCACCAUUGAGUGAAAAGAUAGGACCUUUGCCAUCACUAUUAAUGAAAGGGGAUCAAGACAGCUUGUACAAAGAAUUUACAUGGUUUGAGUAUAAAAAAUCAGCAUAUAAAUCUAGAUUGGCUGAUAAUAGGUUGGUCCAAUUUGAGAAAGUAUAGUGUAUAGCCAACAUCAUAAUGAUUUUUUGAUAUUUUAUUUUUGUGAAAGUCCCACACUUUGUUUGUUGUUAGCAAGUAUGGGUUGUCAAAUGUAGUUCAUUGGAUCAUUUGAAUAGAUAGAAGAGUAAUGGAUUCUUUUCCACCUGAACUGUAAACGAAAUUGUUGAGACAAAUUUCAACUUAAAGGGGGUCUUAUUACCCAUCUGGAUUUGAUUAAAAUAGUAUUUUUAGCAAUCUUAAGUGCCUACGUGGAUCUUCAGUAUGUUGACUCACGCAGUCACACAGGCCUUAAGGUUGCCAUAAAUACGAUUUAAUUAGUCCAUGAGGGUAAUAGGGCCCCCUUUAAGUUGGAGUGUGUCUCAAAAAUUUCGUUUAUAGUUCAGGGCAGAAAUAGUGCAUUUUCUCUAGAUAGAAAAAUCUAUAUCUUUUUAGUCAUAGAUUCGAGUAGUGAAAAUAGUCGUUAAAUAUUUGUACUAGAAUAGAUUGUCUACAUCACGUUCUUUAGAGUGGCUUUUUUUAGACCCUGAUAACACAAGAUGCUUUGUAAUUACUUGUCUUGUUAAUAAUACAAGUUCAAAGUCAUCAUAA